UGCAGCUAAGAAUCAUCAUACAAAGCUUAUGUUGAAAGACACGCAUGCUGAGGACGAAGAUGCGAAGGUGGUAAUAUUGCCUUCAGAGGAUACUUACAAUAUUACCGCGGGACGACUAGGACGGAAUCAUUCUAUAGCGACAACGUCUAUCGCGGAGGAGCAGGAAAGCGUGCCUACUUCUGGUCUCGCAGCAACAGCGGCUACGACCAGCUUAGA
This is a messenger RNA of Amoebophrya sp. A25, 216 nucleotides long. The record is from the annotation of a GenBank genome assembly. NCBI's taxonomy places the organism in Eukaryota, Dinophyceae, Syndiniales, Amoebophryaceae.